Molecule: messenger RNA, 1503 nt
Organism: Trichogramma pretiosum
Lineage: Eukaryota; Metazoa; Arthropoda; Insecta; Hymenoptera; Trichogrammatidae
Gene: U2af50
Product: splicing factor U2AF 50 kDa subunit
Exons: 8
Coding region: 166-1503 (445 amino acids)
Biological process (GO): mRNA processing
Cellular component (GO): U2AF complex; nuclear speck; nucleus
Molecular function (GO): poly-pyrimidine tract binding; pre-mRNA 3'-splice site binding
Source: RefSeq, a predicted model, not a curated record
UCGAGCGACUCCGGCCUCGCGCGAGUCCGUUGUGCGUGCCUGAUCCGCCGCAUCAUAAGAGAAAACUUCUGACGAUUGAUUACCCCGGAGGAAAAUAAUUAGACUUAAGGCUUUGUUAUUAACGAGGCGUGCUAGUACUCAUCGACACCUCGUCCGGCUGCAAUCAUGGGCGAAGACUUCAACGGAGACCGUGAUCGUAAAGAACACAGAGAAAGAGACCGUGGAGAGAAAGACAGAGAAAGGGGUGAACGAGACAGGGAUCAUGGUGACAGAGACAGAGAUAGACGACACAGAUCAAGAAGUAGAGAUCGCAGGAAACGCUCCCGUUCAAGGAGUAGAGACCGUAGAGACCGCAAACGCAGUAGUUCUCCCAAAAAGGGAAGUUCUUCCAGAGGCUCUAGACGAAGAAAGCCUUCGCUCUAUUGGGAUGUCCCUCCUCCAGGCUUCGAGCAUAUUACUCCACUACAGUAUAAAGCCAUGCAAGCUGCUGGACAAAUUCCUGCAAAUAUUGUUGCAGACACUCCACAAGCUGCUGUUCCUGUUGUAGGGUCCACUAUUACUCGACAAGCUAGACGUUUGUAUGUUGGAAAUAUUCCUUUUGGAGUAACAGAAGAAGAAAUGAUGGAGUUUUUCAAUCAACAAAUGCAUUUAUCUGGCUUAGCUCAAGCUGCUGGUAACCCAGUAUUAGCUUGUCAGAUAAACCUUGACAAAAAUUUUGCUUUCUUAGAGUUCCGUUCCAUUGAUGAAACAACUCAAGCAAUGGCCUUUGACGGUAUAAACUUUAAAGGACAGAGUUUAAAAAUUAGAAGACCACAUGAUUAUCAACCAAUGCCAGGAAUGACAGACAAUCCAAGCAUGAAUGUUCCAGAUUCACCACACAAAAUCUUUAUUGGUGGUUUACCUAACUACUUAAGUGAAGAUCAGGUUAAGGAGUUGCUAAUGAGUUUCGGUCAACUGCGAGCAUUCAAUCUGGUGAAAGACUCGGCUACCGGCUUGUCCAAGGGCUACGCGUUCUGCGAGUACAUCGACGUGUCGAUGACGGAUCAAGCGAUAGCAGGACUCAACGGCAUGCAGCUCGGUGACAAGAAGCUGAUCGUGCAGCGCGCCAGCGUAGGUGCCAAGAAUCCGAUGAUCGGAGCCCAGGCGCCGGUUCAAAUUCAAGUUCCUGGCUUGUCCAUGGUCGGCACGAGUGGACCUCCGACAGAGGUACUGUGUUUGUUGAACAUGGUGACGCCGGAGGAGCUCAUGGAGGAAGAGGAAUACGAGGACAUUCUUGAAGAUAUCAAGGAAGAAUGUAACAAAUACGGCGUUGUGAGAUCCGUCGAAAUUCCACGACCGAUUGAAGGUGUUGACGUGCCCGGAUGUGGAAAGGUAUUCGUCGAAUUCAACAGCGUCAUCGAUUGUCAAAAAGCACAACAGACGCUCACAGGUCGUAAGUUCAAUAACCGCGUCGUGGUCACGUCGUACUUCGACCCCGACAAGUACCACCGUAGAGAAUUUUAA